Molecule: messenger RNA, 652 nt
Organism: Leptosomus discolor (cuckoo roller)
Lineage: Eukaryota; Metazoa; Chordata; Aves; Leptosomiformes; Leptosomidae
Source: RefSeq, a predicted model, not a curated record
AUGGAGCAAAAUUCAGACCCAGACUCCUUCCUGAAGUCUGCGCGGCUCCAGCGCCUACCCUCGUCCUCAUCAGAGAUGGGAAGCCAGGACGUGUCCCCUCUCCAGGAGACCAGCAAGGACCCUUUUUCUGGAGACUGCAGCUGCCGGCAGGAUGGGCUGACCGUCAUCAUCACCGCCUGUCUGACCUUCGCCACAGGGGUCACAGUGGCCCUGAUCAUGCAGAUCUAUUUUGGGGACCCUCAGAUCUUUCACCGUGGCGCUGUGGUCACGGACGCUGCCCGCUGCACAGCGCUGGGCAUAGAGGUGCUCAACAAGCAGGGCUCCUCGGUAGAUGCAGCCAUCGCCUCGGCCCUCUGCGCCGGAGUCGUCAACCCACACACGUCGGGGAUCGGUGGGGGUGGGGUGAUGCUGGUCCAUGACAUCCGGAAGAACAGGAGCUGGGUGAUCGACUUCCGCGAGGUGGCUCCCCUGGAUGUGCCACUGGAGCAGGACCUGCAGAAGGACACCAAGCCAGGUCUGCUCGUGGGGGUGCCAGGCAUGAUACAAGGAAUGCACCAGGCGCACCAGUUACACGGGAGACUCCUGUGGUCCGAGCUGCUGGGCCUCGUGGCCAGUGUCGCCCAGGAUGGGUUUAAUGUCACACAUGAUUUGG